Prunus armeniaca (apricot) is the source of this 1215-nucleotide messenger RNA. The record is from the annotation of a GenBank genome assembly. Lineage: Eukaryota; Viridiplantae; Streptophyta; Magnoliopsida; Rosales; Rosaceae.
AUGAGCGCGAGGCAGAUCAGCAUUCACAGCGACUCCCAGCUCAUAGUAAAUCAGAUAACGGCAGACUUCGCAGCAAGGGAUGCCUCCAUGUCAGCCUACCUAUCGGCAGCCCACCAACUACUACAAAAAUUCCAGGCCUACGAGAUACGGCAGAUCCCCAGGUCGGAAAAUAGCCAUGCCGACGCACUCUCACGAUUGGCCUCGGCCAUAAAUGACAAGAUCGGAAGGAAGGUACCGGUGGAGAUAUUAUCCCAACCGAGUACAACCGCCGCUGAGGUAUGUACCGUUUGGUACGAAGACACAUGGAUGUCUCCAAUCUAUGCCUACCUGACUGCCGGAACCCUUCCUACCGAUAAGUCCCAAGCUCGGAAACUUCGCUACCGAUCGGCAAGAUACACAGUCAUCAACGAUGUCCUGUACAAACGGGGCUACACGACGCCGUAUUUAAAAUGCCUGACCAAGGGGCAGGGGGACUACAUCCUUCGGGAGGUCCACAGCGGAAUCUGCGGUGACCAUUCUGGAUCCCGAUCGCUCGCACACAAGGUCUUCCGGCAGGGUUAUUUCUGGCCGACUCUGCACCAGGAUGCGAACACACUAGUCAAGAGGUGUGACAAAUGCCAGCGGUUCGGUAGUGUCCCUCAUAUUCCUGCCGAGCCACUGUCACCGAUCGUGAGCCCGUGGCCGUUCGCUCAGUGGGGACUAGACCUAAUUGGUCCGAUGCCAGAAGGUAAGGGUCAGGUCAAAUACACUGUUGUUGCCGUAGACUACUUUACCAAAUGGGUAGAAGCCAAAGCCCUAGCGACAAUAACGGCAGCCAGAGUCGAGGAUUUCGUCUGGACGAAUAUUUGCUGCCGAUUCGGCAUCCCCUACGCCAUCGUCACGGAUAACGGCAGGCAGUUUGACUCGGAAGUCUUUAGGGAAUUCUGCACCCGACUCAAGAUCAACCUAUUCUUUGCUUCGCCAGCACACCCCCAAUCGAACGGACAGGUCGAAGCCAUGAACAAAAUUGUCAAGAAGCUGUUGAAACGGCAGCUUGACAAAGCCAAAGGAGCCUGGCCGGAAAAACUUCCGGAAGCGCUAUGGGCCAUCCGGACAUCCUACCGAACGGCAACUGGGGAAACACCACUCUAUGGCUUUCGGUUCAGAGGCAGUAGUCCCAGUGGAAAUCGGAGAGCCCUCCUACCGAACGGAAACCUUCGCACCGAAGGUAAAUGA